This is a messenger RNA of Prionailurus viverrinus (fishing cat), 1830 nucleotides long. Its product is annotated as HLA class II histocompatibility antigen, DP beta 1 chain-like. Gene Ontology annotation, molecular function: MHC class II protein complex binding. The record is from RefSeq and is a predicted model, not a curated record. The transcript is spliced from 9 exons. Gene Ontology annotation, cellular component: MHC class II protein complex; membrane. Gene Ontology annotation, biological process: peptide antigen assembly with MHC class II protein complex; immune response; antigen processing and presentation of exogenous peptide antigen via MHC class II. NCBI's taxonomy places the organism in Eukaryota, Metazoa, Chordata, Mammalia, Carnivora, Felidae.
GAUGUGUCUAAGAGGCAGGGGGUGCAGGCGUGGCCUGUGGGACUGGCAGGUGCUGACCCGGCCUCCAAGCGCAGCACCGCCUCCAGGCGCAGUAGGAAGAAACGCUGGUGGAGAAAGACCUUUGGGUCUGAGACGCUUGAGGGACACAGGGUCCUGUACAGGAUUGUGAGAAGCGGGGUGGUGAGGAAGAGCCCUGAGUGAGUGCUGAAGAAUAAGGAGCAACACAAGCAUCAGGGCAAGGAGGUCAGACCUGGCACUCAGUACACAGGCCAUAAGCACGAGCGCCACUUGCAAGCAGUUGCCUCUAAUCGGACAGCUUGGGCUCCACACAGUUGCAAGCUCCAGGAUGGUGGUCCUGAGGAUCACUGGGGCCCCAGGGAUGGCAACUUGAUAUCCUUGGUGAUGCUGAGCUCCCCUUUGGUUCAGAGCAGAAACACCCCAGCACUUCAGGAGAAGGCGGUCUUCCCAGCAGAUGUUGCAGACCAGUGAGAAGUCAAAGGGCACCGUGAGGAGAUGUCAUUUCACUCUCCUGCUCUCGUCAGCCCACGUGCUCUGAAACUUCUGAGACAGUGAGGCCCAGCAACAAGAUGAUGAAAGUUGAAGGAGGCUCCAGUAUGGUGCUCCUGAGGGUCCCUGGGGCCCCGGGGAUGGCAGCUCUCAUGAUGUCCUUGAUGACGCUGAGCUCCCCUUUGGUUCAGAGCAGAGACACCCCAGAGCUUUACCUCUACCAGAGGCAGAGUGUCUGCUACGAGUUGAACGGGACACACCACUUCCUGGAACAAUACGUGUACAACAGAGAGCUGUUCGUCCAGUUCGACAGUGACAGCGCCGCGGGAGUGUUUGUGGCGGAGUCUGAGCUGGGCCGAGAAACUGCCAAGAACUGGAACAUCCAGAAGGAGUUCCUGGAGCUGAGACGGAGCACCGUGGACACGGUGUGCAAGCACAACUUCGAGCUGGACGAGGGUUUCACGCUGCAGCGCAGAGUCCAGCCUAACAUGAACGUCUCCCCCUCCAAGAAGGGGCACCUGCAGCACCACAACCUGCUUGUUUGCCAUGUGUCAGAUUUCUAUCCCGGCCACAUUCAAGUCCGCUGGUUCCUGAAUGGACCGGAGGAAACAGCUGGGGUUUUAUCCACUAACCCGAUCCAUAAUAGAGACUGGACCUUCCAGAUGCUGGUGAUACCGGAAAUGACCCCCCAGCAGGGAGAUGUCUACACCUGCCAGGUGGAGCACCCCAGCCUGGACGGUCCUGUCACUGUGGAGUGAGUUGCGCAGUCUGAUUCUGCCCGGAGCAAGAUGCUGGCUGGAGUCGGAGGCUUCGUGCUAGGGCUUGUGGCCCUCAGAGUGAGCCUCCUUCUCCGUUUUAGAAGCCGCUGAGGUAAGAAACUUCUUGAAAGUGGUUGCUACUGUCUUUCCACUGUCUCACUCCCCUCUUCUUCAGUCAUGAAGUUGUGACAGAAAAACAAAACAACAGAGCAAAAGAGGCCACUGAAAUCAGAUUCGGUUAAGGCAAAGACAGCCUGUAGGGAGGAAGACAGCUAGACGGAGAUCUGACCCAGUAAGAUACCUGAGGCUGCUGGUCACCCUAUUCUGCAGGGUGUUCUUUGAAGCCUGGGGUAGACUCACACCCACAGAGUGGGCCCUGCUUUCAUUCCCGGUGACAUGGGGGCCGCAGUGCAAACAUUUGGUUAAUUUUCUCACGUGUUGUCACUCUUUACUCUCUCAGUGACCAAAUUCAUCUUCCCCUCUUACUUUCAUUUCAGGACGAUAGGGACCUCAGCCAACAGGUGGUAUUUCUGUUUCCUUCUUCCUUCUUGGGAUAUAAUUCAUU